AUGGGUUGGUUUUGGGCAACACCCACAAAUGCUAUCACUGUGCAAGGAGGUUCGCUGCCAAGUAAGGACAUGAUGUCCGGUGACAUAAGUUUAUGUCCGGUAAUGGGUCAUAACAAUACAUCCAAGGAUGAUAGUAGCGCAUGUCCCGUUAUGCAUAAGGAUGCAGAAAAUAUCAAUCCUCUAAAUAAUAUGCCGUUUUCCAUAUCAUCAGAUAAGCAUUCCACGCAACGAUUGGAGCUACCUAAAGAUCGUACAAUAUCAUCUAUUCCCAGAGGAUCAGAUCCUUCUCAAAAUUGGGAAUAUCCCUCUCCGCAACAAAUGUACAAUGCCAUGGUUAGAAAGGGGAAGAUUGAUCAAAAUACAGGUGAGGAAAUCCCAGAGGACGCAGUUGAAUCAAUGGUUUAUGUUCAUAAUUUCCUAAAUGAAGGAUCCUGGGAGGAAAUCCUCAAAUGGGAGAAACCUUAUACUGAACAAAACCAAACAAUGCCCAAAUUAUUAAAAUUCACGGGACGACCCGAUUCCUUGAGUCCAAAGGCUAGAUGGCACCAUUUCCUUUCUAAUAUAUUUCCAUCAAAGUAUUCUAGCGAGUUACCCUUCGAUAGACAUGAUUGGGUUGUGCUAAGAGGUGAACCCACAUCAAAUGACGUGGAAAAUCCAGGUUAUAAGAAAGUAAGGUAUGUGUUAGAUUAUUAUGGUGGUCCUGAUGACGAGAAUGGGAUGCCAACUUUUAAUAUUGAUGUCCGACCUGCAUUAGAUAAUUUUGAAAAUGCCAAAGACCGUUUUAAUCAUUUUACAAAGCCUAUUCUUCGAAAAUAUUUUGAUAAAGAUGAAUGA
This is a messenger RNA of Naumovozyma castellii, 834 nucleotides long. RefSeq names its product holocytochrome c synthase CYC3 (gene CYC3). Lineage: Eukaryota; Fungi; Ascomycota; Saccharomycetes; Saccharomycetales; Saccharomycetaceae. The coding region runs from base 1 to 834 and encodes 277 amino acids. The transcript has a single exon. The record is from RefSeq and is a predicted model, not a curated record.